Messenger RNA from Cercocebus atys (sooty mangabey), 7512 nucleotides. RefSeq names its product heat shock 70kDa protein 12A (gene HSPA12A). NCBI's taxonomy places the organism in Eukaryota, Metazoa, Chordata, Mammalia, Primates, Cercopithecidae. The record is from RefSeq and is a predicted model, not a curated record. The coding region runs from base 1796 to 3943 and encodes 715 amino acids. The transcript is spliced from 11 exons.
CAAGUGAUCUGCCCAUCUUGCCCUCCCAAAGUGCUGGGUUUAUAGGCGUGAGCCACCGCACCCAGCCUAUCCCUUUUUCUGUUGUUGGACACUUGAAGUGUUUCCACCUUUCUGUUAUUGUGAAUAAUACUGCAUGAACAUUUGCAUAAAAGUACCUCCUUGAGUCCCUGUUUUCAGUUUUUUGGGUAGAUACCUAGGAAUGGAAUUGCUGGUCAUAUGGUAAUUCUGUACUUGGCUUUUUGAGGAACUGCCAGACUCUUUCCCACAGCAGUUGUCCCGUUUUACGUUCCCAAUAGCAAUGCACAAGGAUUCCAAUUUCUUCACAUCCUUGACACACUUGUUAUUUUCCUUUCUUAAAAAACUAUAGCCAUCUUAGUCAGUGUGAAGCCAUGUCUCACUGGUUUUGAUUUGCAUUUCUCUAUAGACUAAUGAUGUUGAACAUCUUUUCAUAUACUUGUUGAUGUAUCUUUUGUGUAUUUUCUUUGGAGAAACGUCUAUUCAAGUCCUUUACCCAGCAAGUUGGAUUUUGCCUCUGUAAUUACUGGACUGUGCCUCUCUCUCCCCCCAAGAUAGGAAUUGAGCCUCAUCAGGAGGAGAGAGGCUGUGAGCUUGCAGAGAGUGGGAGGUGGCUGUGCAGAUUUGAGGCUUCACAUUCCCUCUUGCAUGAUUCAUUUCAUUCCUACAGCCUGUCUGGUACCCACUGUAAUGAUGCUGCCUGAGUUCUCAUCAAGUAGAAAAAGAAAUCAGCAAGAGCCUGGGAUUAACCCAAAGUGAUUUAGCAGAAGAGGCAGAUGGAACCAUUCCACCUGCUCCCCUAGAAGCAGACAGGCUCUUCUCAGGCACCUCAAACCUUCUGGUUUCCUUGACCACAAGUAUUGCCUUGGAAAAUUACCCAUUUCUUCCUAGCAGGUUUCAGGACGUAUGUACUAAAUGGAGCAGGAUAUGCAGAGCACCGAGGGUGGUGCUGGGUCGCUGCGGGUGCCCAGUGCCCGGCCUUCGUCUCUGCGGUGGGAGCACACAAUCCUCACUCAGCUUCUCUGUGCGCUGCCAGCCCUAGGCAGCAGGCAGGGAGGGUACAGUAGCGCUUUCCAAUGCUGGCCAGGGAGAGUGUGUUUUCUCCCGGGGGGGGCCCAUUCCUGGGGCAGAGCCACUGGCCUCUGGGAAGACUUCAGAAAAAUGCUAGGCCUGAAUGAUGGUGAGUGCAGGGGACAGACAAAAUGGUGUUCCUGCUGCAUAGCUGCUGGCCCUUCCCCUGUUUGACCUCGUGGCUGUUGCAUCCCAUCUGCAGGGGCUAGAAAUGCUGAUCUGUCUGCCUUUUUGCUGUGGUUUUUAUGAUUGAAAAAGGUCCCAAACCUUCGGUAUCACUGAAGAGAGAUGAAUUCACAUGCCCUGGCAGGGGGAGGGAGGGAGGAGCUGGUGCAUCUACUAGGCAAGGACGCUCUUUCUGAAGCUUCAUCACAUCCAACGUUCCUAGGAUAGGGGUUGCUCUUCCUUGGGAGGGAGGUACCCCUCACCCCUUUGGGAACCCGAGGGCUGUAGAUACUCUUCCAAGAAAAUGCACACAAAAAUUUGACAUAAUUUCAGGUGGCUACAGGUCCUGUGAGUCCAUCAUGCAGCCUAGCCUCUGGCCCCACAGACAACACAGCCAGGAGCUGGGGCUUUCGGGCACUGACCAGCAUCUCCAACUACGCUGGGCUGAGUGGCACAGAGUGAGAGGCCUGGUGGCGACUGGGAGGAAAGGAACAUCUCAUUUGGUCAAGUUCUAAAUAUCAAAUGCAAGGGGGUGCUGGAACAGAUGAUCCUGCCUUUCUGGCUGGGACUGGGCCUUGCCCAUUUCGUGAGCUGGCUUUGCAGAGGCUGCAGUACCUGGAGGAGUAAGGCCAUGCAGCCCUCAUUUCUUCCCCCUGGGUCAGCCCAUGCCACUUAUAAGGAGGCGAUUCUGUUUUUCCUUUCAGAAACGGCUCCCACAUCUGCAUAUUCAUCUCCAGCCCGGAGUCUUGGGGACACAGGAAUAACGCCUCUGUCCCCCUCCCAUAUUGUGAACGACACUGACUCCAACGUCUCAGAACAGCAGGCAUUUCUUGUGGUGGUGGCCAUCGACUUUGGGACCACAUCCAGUGGCUAUGCCUACAGCUUCACCAAGGAGCCGGAAUGCAUCCAUGUGAUGAGGCGAUGGGAGGGAGGUGAUCCUGGUGUGUCCAAUCAGAAGACGCCAACCACCAUCUUGCUGACUCCCGAGAGGAAGUUCCACAGCUUCGGGUAUGCCGCCAGGGACUUUUACCACGACCUGGAUCCCAAUGAGGCCAAGCAGUGGCUGUACCUGGAGAAGUUCAAGAUGAAACUGCACACCACUGGGGACCUCACCAUGGAUACAGACCUGACGGCAGCAAAUGGCAAGAAAGUCAAAGCCCUCGAAAUCUUUGCUUAUGCCCUGCAGUACUUUAAGGAGCAGGCGCUGAAGGAGCUAAGUGACCAGGCGGGUUCGGAGUUCGAGAACUCUGAUGUCAGAUGGGUCAUCACGGUGCCUGCCAUCUGGAAGCAGCCGGCCAAGCAGUUCAUGAGACAAGCUGCCUACCAGGCAGGCCUGGUCUCGCCUGAGAACUCGGAGCAGCUCAUCAUUGCCUUGGAGCCUGAGGCGGCCUCUAUCUACUGCCGAAAGCUGCGGCUACACCAGAUGAUUGAGCUGAGCAGCAAGGCAGCCGUCAAUGGGUACAGCGGCAGUGACACAGUAGGAGCUGGGUUUACACAGGCUAAGGAACACAUACGGCGUAAUCGGCAGAGUCGGACCUUUUUGGUGGAGAAUGUCAUAGGAGAAAUCUGGUCCGAGCUGGAGGAAGGUGACAAGUAUGUGGUUGUGGACAGUGGCGGUGGCACCGUAGACCUGACAGUCCAUCAGAUCCGGCUACCGGAGGGACACCUUAAGGAACUGUAUAAAGCAACAGGCGGACCCUAUGGAUCCUUAGGAGUAGAUUAUGAAUUCGAAAAACUUCUGUAUAAAAUAUUUGGAGAGGAUUUUAUUGAACAAUUCAAAAUCAAACGCCCUGCAGCAUGGGUUGACUUAAUGAUUGCGUUUGAGUCUCGCAAAAGGGCAGCCGCCCCAGACAGAACUAACCCGCUGAACAUCACCCUGCCCUUCUCCUUCAUUGACUACUACAAGAAGUUCCGCGGGCACAGUGUGGAGCACGCCUUGCGGAAAAGCAAUGUGGAUUUUGUGAAGUGGUCCUCGCAGGGGAUGCUGCGGAUGAGUCCAGAUGCCAUGAAUGCCCUUUUUAAGCCGACCAUCGACAGCAUCAUUGAGCAUCUCCGGGACCUGUUUCAGAAGCCCGAGGUGUCCACCGUCAAGUUCCUCUUUCUGGUGGGCGGCUUUGCCGAGGCGCCCCUCCUGCAGCAGGCAGUGCAGGCUGCCUUCGGGGACCAGUGCCGGAUCAUCAUUCCCCAGGACGUGGGCCUCACCAUCCUCAAGGGCGCCGUCCUCUUUGGUCUGGACCCUGCGGUCAUCAAGGUUCGCCGGUCGCCGCUCACCUAUGGGGUGGGCGUGUUGAACCGCUACGUGGAGGGCAAGCACCCGCCUGAGAAGCUGCUGGUGAAGGAUGGCACUCGGUGGUGCACCGACGUCUUCGACAAGUUCAUCUCUGCCGACCAGUCUGUGGCCCUGGGUGAGCUGGUCAAGCGUAGCUAUACCCCGGCCAAGCCCUCCCAGCUGGUCAUUGUCAUCAACAUCUACAGCUCUGAGCAUGACAACGUCAGCUUCAUCACUGAUCCCGGGGUGAAGAAGUGUGGCACACUUCGCCUGGAUCUCACGGGGACCAGUGGCACCGCAGUGCCCGCCCGGAGGGAGAUCCAGACCCUUAUGCAGUUUGGGGACACCGAGAUCAAAGCCACAGCCAUUGAUAUAGCCACUUCGAAGAGUGUCAAAGUUGGGAUCGACUUCUUAAAUUACUAACCCUUCCGCCCCGCUGCCUGCCCCCUGGGACUCAACUUAUCUGCAUCUGCUGACCUCAGCCUUGACUGUUCUUUCCCUAACCUUGACCCUCGCCAUUGCCCAUGUGAAUUUCAGCAGGGAAGAUGAGAACAAUCAGGGCUGGAAAUAAUUAGUGACUUUUGAGGGCACACUGAAGUCAGAAAAACAGAAAUUAAGAUUAAGGUUUAGGCAUAGAAAAUUAAAGGAUCCUGGAGGAGCAGCUAGUUUCAUAGGUACAAAAGUGGUGAAACGGCCACGGAGAAGGGAAUCAGUACAUUGCUGCAGCAGUGGUUGCGCUGCUUUGAACAGAUCUCCGUUAAGUAGAAUUUAGGAUGCCCUAUUGCUGUCUUUCUAGAUUUAAAAUGAGAUCUUUGAACCAGGAGGAGAUCUUCAUCUGAGACUUUUUAAAUUUUUUGGAUGGCAGUCAAUAUAAAAUGCCACCCAUCUGCAGUUAAUUUCUUUUCAUCAUCAUGUGAUUAAAAGUGGUGAAUCAGUGGGAACUGGGAAUGUUUUUAGCUGGUGGUAGAAGGCUGCCUACACUGGGCACUGUUUUAGGUUCUCAUAUAAUUUAAAUAGCAAGGAGGUUCGGGGAAGAAUAACCGUAGCCUUGGGUAAUCCACCAGGGCUUUUGCGAGUAGGAGAGCUGAUACCUCACAUUCUUAGCAGGUGAAAACUUGCCAUGAUGGAAAUAGAUAGUAAAGAGUUACUGACGUAUCCCAAAUUCUAUGCUGAUAUAAAUUCCCAGCAUGCCCAGCCCUGAUUUCUGAGUUCAUAAGUAAUUCUAGUGAACCUUAGUAGGAAUUCUGGGUAAGAAAAUGAGGUUGCCAUUGGUCUUGUUUGCAUCACCAAGCCCAGGCAUCCAGAAGAGCCCCUCACCUUGAAAAGCAGACAGAUUUUAAAUUAACCCCCGCCUUCCCACUCGCCUUCAUCUCCCUAAGAGUUCUGGCCAUUUAGUCCCACAUUUGGAAAGGAAUACAUGGGUGAAAUUUGGGAAGAGAAUCUGUGCUAUGCAAUGUUUCAUUAAAAUCUUCAGUUUUUCAAGUCUCUCUCAAAAUAAUUUGUAGAUCUAUACUUGAUGGAUUAAGUCAGUUUUGGUUUUUUUUUCACAGCAGGCCUGUGGCUUGCCUGCAUCAGAAUUGCCUGGGUGCGUGUUCAAAACAGGUUCCUGGAUCUGGGCCCUUUUUAACUGAGGCCAACUGCAUCAGAAUCUGCAUUUGUAGCGUAGACUGCAUCAUGGUUCAACUGAAAUUCUAGAAAUACUAACUUGAGAUUUCGUUAAAGUUCACACACCACAGCCUGCACUCUGCAGGUGUUCCCUUUGGGCUCCCUUAGGAAGAGUGCUUACACGUGAAGGUGACCCCAUACCUUGCUCUCUUGGUCAAUGGGAUUGGGCCUCCACCUGGCUUGGAGACGAGAUGGCACUUUUAACCCUCACAGGAAGGGCCAGGGGAGGGAAAAAAUUGCAAGAAAGGGACACCAAGAACAGAGCUGACUGAGGAACCAACUGGAGGGUCUUCACUCUCUCCUUCCCCACUGUACAAAACCAGUUUUCUGCAAUAUUCAGGAGCCAAAUGAGGAAAAAGAAUCAAGAAUCUGACUCACAGCCCAUCUGAUCUGUUCAAAGCUGUUUUUUCCACCUGCUGAAAUUCAUUAAAUCACUGGAGGCAUGCAUAAUGAAUGGAGAAUGAGCGAACUUCCAAUGCAACUUGGAUUCACAAACCCAUUAUCAUAGCCAAUAUGCAGAUUUUAAAAGCAUUUCACAUUCCAUUUGACCAUGUCUUCUUUUUCACAUCGCCUGCUGCAGAAUUCCCUACUAGAAUGUGAAACACGAACAAACCACAGAACUAGAGAGUGCUGGUUAGUCACAUAACUUAGUAGCGGGAUUGUGUAUCCAGGCACAAAGGUGUCUUUGCUAGUGUUCUCUUGCUCCCUGCCCUGCUUCAAACGCUAAAUGGUAUGGGUCUUUCUUCGUUGCCAGCCAUAUUCUACAAAUAAGACUUUUCAAUGUAGUUAUGAGUAAUAUAAUUUUAUGUACAUAUAAUGUUAGAAUAUUGUACAGAAUCUUUGUUUCUAUGAUGCGCUUUUCUUGUUUCAAAAAGGAAAAUGAUCCUUGAUUUUUGUUGAUGAUACUUUUGUUACUGUCCUUAAUUUUCCACAGUUUGAUUUCUUAAUUGUGCUCACUAAGCAUCAGUUAGUGCUGAUGCCAAGCUAUGGACUAUGUACGCAAGACUGAGCAAUAGACAGAGGUGCCUAGGGUCAGAACACCCUGAACACACAUGGACCGCCUGGAUCAGGAGCCUCAUCAGACCCUUCUCCAUGCACAUCCUUCCCAAAGAGUCACAGAUUCUAUUGAAAGGAGCAGAUUCUAUCAAUUCUCCUGUGCAGACUUUAAGAGCUGAAUGUUCUUGGUCUGGAAGCAAUGUGACUGCGCAGAACAACCUAAGAAACACUUGCGUCCUCAGGGGUCGUUGACCUCUCCUUCCAGGACAGAGCAGUCACUCUGAGGGCAAAGCGUGGUCCACUGUGUGUGACGUUUUCAGGAUGCUAGGGUCAAAGAAAGAAACCAAGUGGUACAUAAGCCCAGCUUUUCUGCUUGGCUAAGUGUAAGUGUGAGUAACAUGGCCAAGCCCCUCUUUUUUGGGCUAAUGUAAAGCUUUUCCCGCCUUGCAUUAACGCUAUCUCCCUGUGUACUGUUUCUCUUAAAUGAGCAGAUAGAAAUCUGCAGUGUUGGCAGACAGGUGAUGGAGAGGAUGAUAAUUUUAUCUUUUGGCCACAGAGUUGCAGCCCCAGUUGUCAAAGUCCUUAAACAAAACCCCCAAAUCCAUCCCUCCUUCCCUACCCCCUCUGGAAUAUUCUAGAAUAAGAGCACUGGAUAAGUACACUUGGACACAUUUUUCUAAUCUUAGAAAGCAUCUACAAGGCCUGUUGUCUUGACCCAUUACUCAAUUGUCCCCGACAUAUUAUCUGAUAUUCACCUUUCUAGGAAGCAGAAUCAUCAAAGCUUUCCCUUGUAACUGCCCUUUCCGAACACAGCAGGCAUGAAUAAAUGCUGAAUAACAGGUUACAGACAGGAGGGGAAACAGGAGGAACCAUACAACUGUUUUUGCAAAAUGAUGGCUGAGUCCAGAUUAUAGAGGCUGCCUUACCCUUAGAAUGUUAUUUAGACCAAGUUUAGCUUUUAGAGUCCAGGUCUGGUUAAUUGCCAGGGUAGCAAAGAAUCGCAUGCACCAAUGUAAACAGGAGUCAAAACGCAUUAUUAGUCAAAGAUCGAAUUUCACAUUGUAGAAAUGUAUAGCUGUGAUUAAGCUGCAUAUGUAUGCUGGGAAAUGGCUUAAGUGGAUGGCUAGUAUAAAAGUUGUUGGCCAUAACGUCACACCUCUCAUCUGCUUGAAAUAUGGACCACUAUUCUAAAAUAUCAGCUACUGGGGUCUCGUUCACUACAAGAUAAAUUCAAACUUCACAGAACUUUGCAGCAGUUCGCCACCAGACAGGAUUGUGUCUGCAAACUCUUGUCUUCACAGAUGCCUAAUAAAGCAAAACUCUGAAUCUCA